AUGGGGUUGAUACCCGCGGUCGAGAAUUUGGACCUUGGUUAUGACAAACCUCUUUGUUCCUCCCUUGCCGAGAGAUAUUACGGGGAAAUAGAUACUUUUCAUCUUCCGUUUGGAGAAAUGACGAUAACUCCAAAUGAUACGAAGUUCAUUACCGAGCUAAGCAUAGAAGGUAAAUCCGUGAAGCACGCUAAUUACAUGCAAGAGCUUGAGCGGGACAAGAUUUACGUGUUCACCAAGGAUGUGUUCCAAUGGGAUGAGGAGAGAACCAAGUCAGAGAUGCUAGUAGGCAAGUCAAAGCAGAUGAUAUUCCAUCUAUCGAGGCUGAGAGACAACUUUAUGGGAACAAAGAAGCUUCGUGCCGAGGGAAAUGUGUUGACCAGGGAACGUAUCAUCGCCACGGACAAUGCGUAUGUCCUCUACGUUCUGGGAUGUGUUAUCUUCCCCGACGUUUCCGGUGCCCGUGUGAGCGCCAACUUUAUCCAGCCGUUGCAACCAUUUGACAAGAUUCAUGAAUACUCUUGGGGCACUGCCAUCCUUGCACACUCGUUGAACGAGUUGAUAAAGGCUUCUAGGGCUCGAAGGAACCAAAUCGGAGGGGAUAUGGCUUUUCUACAUGCAUUGAUAUAUGUGCACUUCCCAAUAUUUGCUCAAAGGGCUUUUGAGAACAAGGAAUGGGACCACAAGUAUUAUGGAGACAAGUACAUAUACAAAAGUAAGCCGAAGAACCAAAAUAAGGGUUAUCUGAAGUUGAGACGCCAGUUGGACAACUUGACAGCGAAAAACGUUGUCUUUGAUCCUUACAAGGAGGAAUUGGCUAAAGGAAAAGGAAAAGGAAAGAAGCCUUUACCAUCAUGUGAUUAUUGGGAAGACAGAGCGUUUCACAGAUAUCCUUUGGAUGGUCCAUCUCGAACAGAUGAUGAUUCAAUUCCGGGUUACAUGACGUGGUACCCCAAUGUUUCGCAUACUCGAGUGAUACGAGUAGAUGAGAGGCCCAAAAUAGAGGACAAAGCGCUUUUUGUUGAAUGUUUGUUAUUUAAAAUGGAAACGGAGAAGCCGAGUCGGGUACUUGAUAACCCAAGCAAAGCUAUAAAUCAGGGAAGGGAAAAAUGUUAA
Molecule: messenger RNA, 1113 nt
Organism: Papaver somniferum (opium poppy)
Lineage: Eukaryota; Viridiplantae; Streptophyta; Magnoliopsida; Ranunculales; Papaveraceae
Product: protein MAINTENANCE OF MERISTEMS-like
Exons: 3
Coding region: 1-1113 (370 amino acids)
Source: RefSeq, a predicted model, not a curated record